Molecule: messenger RNA, 2394 nt
Organism: Trichechus manatus latirostris (Florida manatee)
Lineage: Eukaryota; Metazoa; Chordata; Mammalia; Sirenia; Trichechidae
Gene: CLN3
Product: CLN3 lysosomal/endosomal transmembrane protein, battenin
Exons: 14
Coding region: 834-1988 (384 amino acids)
Biological process (GO): lysosomal lumen acidification; lysosome organization
Cellular component (GO): membrane; lysosome
Source: RefSeq, a predicted model, not a curated record
AUGUCACCAGGGUUUCUUUUAAAUAAAUACAUCACGACUGAACUUUUUUUUUUAAAACAUGUUUUUUAAAGGUCAUCCAUCUAACUCCAAAAAUCAUUUAAGUACUGCCCCUUGGGAAAUACUUCUAGCAUUAACCUAAACAUCAAGGACUUUGGUGGCAGAUUGGGUUGGAAGUAAUUGGACCCGUUCCCAUGUGAGAAUUUGUAAGAGUCGGUUAACUUCUCUGAGCCUCAACUUCCUUAAUAGUAAAAUGGGAAGAAUAGUAGUACUACUUUAUAGACCUUGAAAAUGACGUUUAUGAAAUCCCUGGCCCUGUGCCCAGUUUUCUUCCCAUCACUAAGCACAUACAGCUCUGGGAGAUGAGAUUAAGCAAACAAAAUCCUUCAUGGAUCAUAAAGGGUUUCUGUGUUAUCUUGUUUUGAUCCUCACAUAGCACUGUCAGGUAGCCAGGAGAGGAAUGUGUAUCCUUUUACACAUGAGUAGACUGAGACCACUCAAGUAGGAAGUACAGACUUGGGACCUGAACGUAUUUCUCUGAGCUUCAAGCCUUGGAAUCUUUCUGCUGCACCACAGUGCAUCAGAGGCAGUGGUCAGUGGACGAGAAAUGCCCCAGGACUGAAUCAUAGAGGGAACUCAGAGGAUCGAGUGACCAAGGAAAGCUUCCUGGGACAGAUCUCAGAGCUUGGAUCUGAACACACGUCUGUAAUCCUAAGGCCCAUGUUUCUAACCCCAACACUGAAUGGAGAUGGGAUCUGGUGAUGUGGGGUGAAAAAGAGGGAGCUGAUUGAAGGCACAGGCUCCUGGGCCUUUGCAACAACUUUUCUUAUGUGGUGAUGCUCAGUGCUGCCCAUGACAUCCUCAGACACCAGAGGGCGCCUGGGAACCAGAGCCAUGUGGACCCAGGCCCAAUACCUAUCCCCCACAAUGGCUCAUCUCGUUUUGACUGCAACUCGGUCUCCACAGCUGCGGUGCUCCUGGCAGACAUCCUCCCCACCCUCCUCAUCAAAUUGCUAGCUCCGUUUGGCCUUCAUUUGCUGCCGUACAGCCCUCGGGUUCUCGUCAGUGGAGUUUGUGCUGCUGGAAGCUUCAUCCUCGUUGCUUUUUCUCAUUCCGUGGGGACCAGCCUGGGUGGUGUGGUCUUGGCCAGCAUCUCGUCAGGCCUAGGGGAGAUCACCUUCCUCUCGCUCACCUCCUUCUACCCCAGGGCUGUGAUAUCCUGGUGGUCCUCGGGGACUGGAGGAGCAGGGCUGCUGGGGGCAUUGUCCUACCUGGGCCUCACCCAGGCUGGCCUGUCCCCACAGCACACCCUGCUGUCCAUGCUGGGUAUCCCCGCCCUCCUGCUGGUCAGCUAUUUCCUGUUGCUCACGUCCCCGGCACCCCAGGAUCCUGGAGGGGAAGAAGACACAGAGACAGCAGCUCGGCAGCCCUUGAUGAGCAGUGAGGCCCCAGAAUCAAAACCAGACUCCGGCUCCAGCCUCUCCCUUCAGGAAAGGUGGACAGUGUUCAAGAGCCUGCUGCCACACAUCAUCCCCUUGGUCCUGGUUUACUUUGCCGAGUAUUUCAUCAAUCAGGGACUGUUUGAGCUCCUCUUCUUCCGGAACAUGUCCCUGAGUCAUGCUGAGCAGUACCGCUGGUACCAGAUGCUGUACCAGGCCGGUGUCUUUGCCUCCCGCUCUUCUCUUCGCUGCUGUCGCAUCCGCUACACAUGGAUUCUGGCCCUGCUGCAGUGUUUCAACCUGGGCUUCCUGAUGGCAGACGUGUGGUUCAGCUUCCUGCCAAGCAUCUAUCUCAUCUUUCUGAUCAUUCUGUAUGAGGGGCUCCUGGGAGGUGCAGCCUACGUGAACACCUUCCACAACAUUGCCCUGGAGACCAGUGAUGAGCACCGGGAAUUUGCCAUGGCAACUGCCUGUAUCUCCGACACUUUGGGAAUCUCCUUAUCAGGGGCCCUGGCCUUGCCUCUGCAUGACUUCCUCUGCCACCUCUCCUGAUGCCCCAGCUCCUUGGGACAUCAGACGUACUGACUCGUGGGUGGGUGGGCAGGUUGGACACCCAGGCCCACACCCCAGAGCCCAUCCAUGAAUCCUGCUCCGGGACUUCCCUGCAGGGCUGGGAUGUAGAGAAAUACUAAGGCCUUCUUCUUCCGAGAGUAUGGGGCAGCUGAGGGCCGCCAUUUCCUCUCACCCCCAAGCUGGUCUCGGGGAGUUUCUUGUUGGCAUUAUGUUCUCUGAAUAAAUGCCUAUUUUGUCAGUUUACUUUCUUGUGUCAUUUUCUCUCUGAAAAGAAAAUUUUGUUAUUACGGUAAUUCAAACCCAUUUUGGAAUAUAUUGUUGUUGUUAGCUGCCAUCCAGUCAGUUCUGACUCAGAGACCCCAUGUACAACAGAAUGAAACACUGU